CCCACCGCAAACCCAACUCAUCUCAACUGCGAAACAGAACUCGCCUUCUUCCUCUCCCCGAUCCCCAAUUCCCCAACACCUAACCCUAGCCCAAGAGCCGCCGGCGCGAUGCUCCGCUCCCCCGGCCACUCCCCUCGCCAGCUCACCCCGUCGCCCUCCCCCCCCCCCUCCCCCCCCCCCCCCCCCCCCCCCCCCCCCCCCCCCCCCCCCCUCGGCGUCCACCCUCGCCACCACCUCUCCAAGCGCCGCCGCCCGGAGGUGCUCGACGAGGACAGCUACGUCGUCGCCAUCGAGCGCAUCAUCGAGCGCGACUUCUUCCCCGACCUCCCGCGCCUCCGCGACCGCCUCGACUGGCUCCAGGCCGUGCGCUCCCGGGACCCGCUCCUCCUCCGCGACGCCCAGCUCAAGAUCCUCGAUCGCCGCCGCCGUCUCCAGCGCAACGGGCCCCUCCCCACCCCGACGCCCGCCACCUCCACCGCGCUCCGCUCACCGUCCUUCCUCGCGACCCCCGCCGUCGCCCCCUCCACCACAGGCGACCCCGAGGAGGAGGACGAGGACGUCUCUGCCGCGCUCUCGCUCGACGACUUCUUCCGCCGCUACACCAGCGAGGACAACGAGUCCUUCUCGCGCAUCCUCGAGAAGGUCAACCACCGCCGCCGCGAGCGCUAUGCCCACCUCCUGGAGCCUGGCAAGGUGGCGGAUAAACAGUUGUUGGAGGAUGCUAAGCGCGACAGAAUAACUGAUGGCUAUGGUACAUCUGGGCAGCCACCGAGUACGUUGGAGGGUGCCAAGUUUACGGCCAAGAACCUGCUCAUGUACCACCCGGCCGACCGAGGGGAAGCGCCGCUCACUGAUGAGGAGCUUGCGGUGCGGCUGAAGGGGCUCACCAAGGAGAUCGACAAGUCAAACACCAGGUUACAUGGGAAGGCUCUGGCUGAAGACGGGAGACCCAAAGAGGAGGAGGCAGCUGCCAUACUGUAUGCUCUAGUUGCAGGCUCUACUCCUGGAGGAAUGGCCUACAAUGAUCCUGAUAAAGGAAAGAAGUAUGAUUUGGAGGAUCUAAGGAAGACACCAAACCCGUUUUACAUUGAAUCAGGGAAGAAAGCAGACAAUGGGUACAGUUUUGUGAAGACACCAUCGCCAGCACCUGGUGUGGAUGAGUCCCCGUUCAUGACAUGGGGUGAGAUUGAUGGAACACCACUGAGGUUGGAUCCUGACGAGACACCAGGGGGUAGUGAGAGGUCACAUUUCAAGAUCCCACCUCCACCUGUUCGAGAUGUGAAGGCACACCUGCUGUCCAGGGAUGCUGCGAAGAAGAUAAAAGCGCGAACACAUAUGUUUCACAAGCCACCAUUGCCAUCCCCUGUGAGAGGAGGCAGUGCAAGCCCCAGAAAUCUGUCUCCUGCAGCACAGAAGUUUGUGAGGAAUGCCAUCGCAAAAUCCACACGAACCAUUGAUGAGUCUCUCCGUGCAAGUUACAGAGGGUCGACCCCAUCUGCAGGCACCCCGAAGACAAGGUUUUCAACGGACCCAGGCUUGGGAUCACGGUCUCCUUCGGCGAGAAAGGGUUCCACCCCUCCGUGGUGAUUUCAGUAAACCCCAAUGUUAUAUAUAUCCAUUUCAUAAACUGAUCGAUGCUAUCCAUGUAUUGUAUCGGGAAAAAAUGAUGGUAGUUUUUUCAGCCUGGAAAUCUUAGAGGGCUUGCCAGGUCAUUAAACUAUUCUUGCAUUUGCAUGGCAGGCUCCCUUAGUGUAUUGUGAUUUACUGAUUUUGCAAAGGUCUUACUAAAAUAUGCAUUGACACCAAA
Messenger RNA from Triticum urartu, 1807 nucleotides. RefSeq names its product DGCR14-like protein. The record is from RefSeq and is a predicted model, not a curated record. Lineage: Eukaryota; Viridiplantae; Streptophyta; Magnoliopsida; Poales; Poaceae. Gene Ontology annotation, cellular component: catalytic step 2 spliceosome.